AUGGCAUAUGCAGACACACCAGAAAACGCGAUCUCUGUUAUCAAGCAGCGAACGGCACUGAUGAAUCGGUGUCUUUCUCAACACAAACUUAUGGAAUCACUGCAGCACACUUCAAUAAUGCUGACAGAAUUGAGAAACCCGAACUUGUCGCCCAAAAAAUACUACGAAUUGUACGUUGUAGUUUUCGACUCAUUAACCAAUCUGUCCACCUAUCUCAUAGAAAACCAUCCCCAAAAUCACCAUUUAGCUGAUCUUUAUGAACUGGUCCAGUAUACCGGUAACGUGGUGCCCAGGCUUUACUUGAUGAUCACCGUCGGGACAAGCUACCUGGCAUUCAACGAUGCCCCGAAGAUGGAGAUUUUAAAGGACAUGAUCGAGAUGUGUCGUGGUGUACAAAACCCAACUAGAGGCCUUUUCUUGCGCUAUUAUUUGUCUCAAAGAACCAAAGAGCUUCUGCCUGAGGACGACUCCUUGUUCAACUCUCAGUUCAUCAUGAACAAUUUCAUUGAGAUGAACAAACUGUGGGUAAGACUACAGCACCAGGGCCCAUUGCGCGAGAGAGAAUCAAGAACUCGCGAGAGGAAAGAACUGCAGAUUUUGGUCGGGUCCCAACUGGUUCGCCUGUCCCAAAUCAUUGAUGACAAUUUCCAAAUGUACAGGCAGGACAUCCUGCCCACCAUCUUGGAACAAGUCAUUCAAUGUAGGGAUUUGGUAUCCCAGGAGUAUCUCUUGGACGUCAUCUGCCAGGUGUUCACGGACGAGUUCCAUUUGAAAACUUUGGACACUUUGCUGCAGACCACUUUACAUUUAAACCCUGAUGUCUCGAUAAACAAAAUCGUGCUCACUUUAGUCGAUAGGUUGAACGAUUACAUCACAAGACAACAGGAGGAAGAGCCAAACGCCACCACCGCAAAUGCGUACCUGGAUAUGGACGUGUUCGGUACCUUCUGGGAUUACUUGACCUUGUUGAAUCAUGAAAGACCCGAUCUUUCGUUACAGCAGUUUAUUCCCCUAAUCGAAAGUAUAAUCGUUUUAAGCUUAAAAUGGUAUCCUGACAAUUUCGAAAAUUUAAACAAACUAUUCGAACUGGUUUUGCAAAAGACUAAAGAUUAUGGCCAAAAAAAUAUCUCGCUGGAAUCAGAGCAUUUAUUCUUGAAUCUAUUAUCUUUUCAAAAUAACAAACUCCAGAUGUCCUCCUCGUCCACAGCGUCUUCUAACCAAUCCAUCAUUUCCAAGAAACAUUUUAUUUUUCAAUUGAUCUCUAAAUGUCAGGCAUAUAAGAGUAUUCUGGCCUUGCAAAACAUCACUUUACAAAAGAAAGUCGUCAAUAAGAUUCUAGACAUAUUGAUGGAUGCUGACACUGACGAAUUAACGGAUAACGAACCUGAAUCAAAGUUGCAUUCCUCUUCACGGGACAAAUCUCAUCUAGUCAUUGAAGAUAAAUUACAAGUGCAACGCUUACUGUCGAUCUGCGAACCUUUAAUAAUCUCAAGAAGUGGACCUCCUACAAACGCUACCUCCUCUGAGACAAACAUCGAUGAAGUAUUUUUCAAUAGACACGACGAAGAAGAAUCGUGGACCUUGGAUCCAAUACAAGAAAAAUUGGCACACUUGAUCCAUUGGAUAAUGAACACCACUUCACGGAAACAAACAGAGGAAAGCAAAAUUCAAUUCAGCUUAGAAGCACAAUUGGAAAUAUUACUACUUAUCAAGUCCUCAUUUAUUAAGGGCGGCAUCAAUGUUAAAUACACCUUCCCGGCAAUAAUUACGAACUUUUGGAAAUUGAUCAGAAAAUGCCACAUGAUACUUCAGUAUCUCCUGAAGAAAAGGGCCGACAACAAGACAUUGUCAUCUCAUUAUUCCAAUCUUUUGAAACAGAUGUUCAAAUUUGUUUCGCGGUGUAUCAAUGACAUUUUCAAUUCAUGCAACAACUCGUGCACAGAUCUGAUUCUGAAAUUAAAUUUGCAAUGUGCUACAUUGGCUGACCAAUUGCAACUAGGCGAAAUUUCAUACGACUUUUUCUCGCAAGCCUUUACAAUAUUUGAAGAAUCUUUAAGUGAUUCAAAGACCCAGUUACAAGCUUUGAUCUAUAUCGCUCAAUCUUUACAGAAGACAAGAUCUCUUUACAAGGAGACUUAUUACGAUUCACUGAUUGUCAGAUGUACACUACACGGGUCCAAAUUAUUGAAGAAGCAAGAUCAAUGUCGCGCUGUUUAUUUAUGUUCACACCUUUGGUGGGCAACGGAAAUUUCAAAUAUUGGCGAAGAAGAAGGUAUCACUGACAAUUUUUUCAGGGACGGUAAAAGAGUAUUGGAAUGUCUACAAAGAUCUCUUCGCGUGGCAGAUUCCAUAAUGGAUAAUGAACAAAGCUGUGAAUUAAUGAUCGAAAUCUUAAACAGAUGUCUUUAUUAUUUCAUUCAUGGCGACGAGGCUGAAACUCAUAUAUCUAUGAAAUACAUCAAUGGCUUGAUCGAACUGAUUAAAACAAACCUAAAAUCGCUCAAACUUGAAGACAACAGUACUUCUAUGAUGACAAACUCAAUGAACGACCUGCACAUCACCGGAGAUAGUAAUAUCAAGUCCAACGUCAAUCCGGAAGACGGAUCUGGAAUCGCCGAUAAGGACACUAACGUUGCCGUUGGGUCAGAUGGCACAUAUAUCCAACUGAACACAUUGAACGGAUCUUCUACAAUAAUACACGGAAUAGUAGCAACCGCUUCAGGUAGCAAGUUGUUGCACCAACUAAAGUAUAUUCCGAUUUACCAUUUCCAACGUACUUGCGAAUAUAUCGAGGGCCAAAGGGAAGUUGAUGAUCGAUUCAAAGUCAUAUAUGUAUAG
Messenger RNA from Saccharomyces eubayanus, 2838 nucleotides. It is a transcript of the gene VPS35, whose product is annotated as retromer subunit VPS35. Gene Ontology annotation, cellular component: retromer complex; late endosome; retromer, cargo-selective complex. Gene Ontology annotation, biological process: intracellular protein transport; retrograde transport, endosome to Golgi. Bases 1 to 2838 code for a protein of 945 amino acids. Lineage: Eukaryota; Fungi; Ascomycota; Saccharomycetes; Saccharomycetales; Saccharomycetaceae. The transcript has a single exon. The record is from RefSeq and is a predicted model, not a curated record.